UACUCGAGAAGAUGGUUCCAUCAGCGAUUACAAUCCUAUAUUCUUCUUUAUUGGCGUUCAUUGCGACGAAUCUUAACUAUACGAAUGAUAUCAACGAUAGUGGAACACUAAACGAUAUCAACGAAUCUGAAUUCAUACUGAAUUUGAUAUUCAAUACAAUCUAUAAAGACGCGCAAAAAACCACAUUCCAUUUAUACACUCGACACAACCCAAAAAUUGGACGGCAGCUAUUCAUCGACGAUCUGAAUAGUAUUAAGAAGAGUUUUUGGAAUCCUGAUCAUCCUACUCGACUGAUCAUUCAUGGAUGGAAAGGAGACUGCGAAUCAACCAUUUGCACUGACAUUCGAGACGCCUAUCUCAAUGUUGGCGAUUACAAUAUCAUUCUGAUCGACUGGCGGGCAGCAGCCAAUCAUUUGUACUCAAAAUCCGCGAGAGGUACGCCAAUUGUGUCACAUUACAUAGCCCUUUUGAUAGAUUUCCUGGAGAACAAUGCAAGUCUCGAUCCUGAUAGAACCGCAAUAAUCGGAUAUUCAUUGGGAGGGCAUAUCGCCAGUCUCAGCGCUCGUUUUGCGACUGGCAAGAUCAGAGAAGUAGUUGCUUUAGAUCCUGCAGGACCUUGUUUCGAGUAUAAAGAACCAGGAAAAAGAGCGGAUAAGACGGACGCGAUUUUAGUCCAAGUAAUACACACCUGCAUAAAGUAUAUAGGCAUAAAAGCAGCGAUCGGCACGUCUGAUUUUUAUGUCAACGGCGGCGAGGAGCAACCAGGAUGCGGUCGGAUCAGAUGGAUCGGCAAUUUAAUGGCAAUAACAUGCGCGCACAUGCGAGCUCUUGAUUAUUACAUCGAGUCCAUCCUAAAUCCUAGGGGUUUCCGCGCCGGAAAAGUGUUCAUGGGUGGACCAUCCCUCGAUCCAAAUGCACGUGGAGUGUACGUUCUGAAGACUGCCGACAGAUCACCAUUUGCACUCGGAUAGCAAUACGGAUAACAC
Trachymyrmex septentrionalis is the source of this 986-nucleotide messenger RNA. RefSeq names its product pancreatic lipase-related protein 2-like. The record is from RefSeq and is a predicted model, not a curated record. The transcript has 7 exons. NCBI's taxonomy places the organism in Eukaryota, Metazoa, Arthropoda, Insecta, Hymenoptera, Formicidae. Gene Ontology annotation, molecular function: lipase activity. Gene Ontology annotation, biological process: lipid metabolic process. The coding region runs from base 12 to 971 and encodes 319 amino acids.